AGGAAGAGUCACUUCCGUGUGACGGAUGCAUUCUUGAAUGAGGAAAUGCGUUUCAAAGUGAGAAGUGAAUGCAAGCAUGAUAACACCAGUGAGCCCAGCCAGUGGGUGGAGGCCUCCCUUCUGCCAAAAGGUGUUCCAGGUACUGCUGCUGUUAACUUGAGCUGUGUUUGGCACAAUUUGGAGUACAUGGCUUGCACAUGGCAUCCUGGGGAGAAUGCAAGCAGUGAUACCAACUACACCUUGUUCUAUUGGUUUGAUGGCUUGGAAAGCCACAAGAAGUGCAGCAACUAUUCUAUACACCAAGGAAUUUUUGGCUGCGUUUUCAAUCUUAGCUUCCCCAAAGUCACCAAUACUUACCCAACUAUAAGUAUUUUGAUUAGAGAUGAUUCUGAAGACAUCAGGCCUGUGUGUGCCAGUAAAAACCCUACCACCCUGGUGAAACCUGCUACACCGAGACAAGUGACACUGUCAAAGGUUAAUGAUGAAAUAAAUGUCAAAUGGAGUGAAUCAGAAACCAUUCCAGAAAGUUGUUUAUCUUACGAAGUUAUAUAUUACUCUGGUGAUUUGGACGAGGCUUCACCAAUUAUAGUUGAAAAGAAUUCUGCAUCAAUUCCUAGCAUUGUUCCUAAUACCAAGUACACCAUCAAAGUGAGAGCAUAUCUAAAGCCUGAGUGUUACAGCACCAAGUUCUACAGUGACUGGAGUGAAGAAGCGAGCAUUGGUGAGAAUACAGACUCGACAUUGCAUUUUGUUUUAAUAAUCACCAUUCCAAUAAUAGUAGCAGUAUCUACAAUAAUUCUACUAGUUUAUCUAAAAAGGCUGAAGAUAUUAAUUCUUCCACCAAUUCCGGACCCUAGAGAAAUACUUAAGCGCAUGUUUGGAGAGCAGAAUGAGGAUUCCCAGAGCUGUGCAAAGGAUGAGUCUUUUGUGAAUGCUUAUGACAAGUUAAUUAUGGAAGAAGAAAUUCAUUCUUUAAUUUUAACAGAGACUUCAGAGAGCAUCAAUUCUGAAAAUGAAAACAGAUAA
This is a messenger RNA of Acanthisitta chloris (rifleman), 1026 nucleotides long. It is a transcript of the gene IL13RA1, whose product is annotated as interleukin 13 receptor, alpha 1. Gene Ontology annotation, biological process: cytokine-mediated signaling pathway. Bases 46 to 1026 code for a protein of 326 amino acids. The transcript has 8 exons. Lineage: Eukaryota; Metazoa; Chordata; Aves; Passeriformes; Acanthisittidae. Gene Ontology annotation, cellular component: membrane; external side of plasma membrane. Gene Ontology annotation, molecular function: cytokine receptor activity; protein binding. The record is from RefSeq and is a predicted model, not a curated record.